AUGAAGUUAAAUCAUCAACCUCAUUAUUCGGGAAUACAACAAGAAGGAUCAGUGCGUGAUUACAGAGAAAGGUUUGAAGCUCUUUGUCUUCGCUCAGUUACCUUACCAGGACAAGGCUUCGAGGAGAUGUUCUUACAAGGGUUGCAACCUAGUUUGCAAACUGCAGUUCGAGAAUUGAAACCGAAUGGGAUUAACAGCUACCAAUCAAGACAGGCGGAGCUGAUGAGCCUUACCCUGGUACAAGCUAAGCUGGAUGUGGUAAAGAAGAAAAAAGGAGUUAUAAAUGAGCUGGAAGAAUUAGAGCAGGAUAGUUAUACCUUGAGACAGGGAAUGGAGCAACUAGUGAUAGAUUUAACCAGGAACAAAGGUAUGAGAUUCUAUGGCUUCAUAUUAGAUCAUAAGGUCGUUGUAGCUAUAGAUUCUGGAGCAACCGACAAUUUUAUCUUAGUUGAGUUAGCCUUCAGUCUCAAACUACCCACGAGUAUUACAAACCAAGCUUCAGUUUUAUUGGGACAAAGGCAGUGCAUACAAAGCGUAGGAACUUGUCUCGGAAUUAGAUUAUGGGUUCAAGAAGUUGAAAUCACUGAGAAUUUCCUUCUGCUAGACUUGGCCAAGACUGAUGUGGAUGUGAUUCUUGGUUAUGAGUGGCUCUCAAAACUGGGAGAGACAAUGGUUAAUUGGCAGAAUCAAGAUUUCUCUUUCAGCCACAACCAACAAUGGAUCACUCUUUGUGCUGAGCACGAAGAACUUGAGCAAGUUACUACAAAAGUAAAGAUGAAGAGUGAAAAUGAGCAAGAGGAUAUUGAAGAACAGAGAAAUAACGAUGGGGAAAUGCUUGUUGUUUCCUACCUUGAGGACAAGGUAACUUUAAAAGGAGAGAGUAAGGUUACAUGUGGAGGAAUCGCUAAGGAAAUACAAGGUGGACAUGAUACUAAAGAGAAUGACGAUGAGAAAUCAUUUUUUGGGCAACCCGGGGUGAAACACAGUGAAGUUGUAGCUGGAAGUACGCGGAACAUGUCAACCAAGAGUGAGAAAGACCAAACCCGCUCCGUGUGUGUUAAAGAACCGUUUGAAGUUGUGGGAUUGUAUCAUCCUUUUAAAACUGUGGUUUCAAGGCUAAUGAUUGAAUUCGGUAAAGAGGUUACACAAAUGCAUGUUGAGGAGAUGGUUGAUAAGUGGGAAUCAAGUGUCAAAAAGAAGGUUGCAGCUGUAGGCUCAACCGAAGUUAGGACACUCGUCCAAGGAAUUCACUUUCUUCCACCUUGA
Messenger RNA from Arabidopsis thaliana (thale cress), 1266 nucleotides. Its product is annotated as Eukaryotic aspartyl protease family protein. Lineage: Eukaryota; Viridiplantae; Streptophyta; Magnoliopsida; Brassicales; Brassicaceae. The transcript has 4 exons. Bases 1 to 1266 code for a protein of 421 amino acids. The record is from RefSeq and is marked reviewed.